This is a messenger RNA of Girardinichthys multiradiatus, 819 nucleotides long. It is a transcript of the gene ecrg4a, whose product is annotated as ECRG4 augurin precursor a. The transcript is spliced from 4 exons. Lineage: Eukaryota; Metazoa; Chordata; Actinopteri; Cyprinodontiformes; Goodeidae. The record is from RefSeq and is a predicted model, not a curated record. The coding region runs from base 86 to 517 and encodes 143 amino acids. Gene Ontology annotation, biological process: anaphase-promoting complex-dependent catabolic process; central nervous system development; cellular senescence.
CCUCCCUCCCCUCCCUUUAUUCCUGUAGCAGUUUGCGAACAGUUAUUGCCUUCAAGGAGCCCUAGAAAGAGUCGAUGGCAACAAGAUGGCAUCCCAGCGGCUCUGUUUGAGACUUAUUGGGUUGGUUGCAUUGCUGACACUAACAACUCUCGGAGAUGUAUCCAGCGAGAGCCCCCUGCAGAAGAUCUUAGUGAAAAGAAAAGUGGUAGAAGCUGAACAUGCCCCAUUCGAGUCUUCUGUUGCCAUCCCUUCUUCCAAGGCUCAAGAAUUUCUGUCCAAGCUGAGCAGAACAAAGAGGAAUGUUUGGGAUGGCAACAGACCAGACGUCCAACAGUGGAUUAUGCAGUUUAUGCAAAUGGGAUUUGAUGAGCAAAGGCUGGAGACUGACAUGCAGUACUGGAUAGACCACGCCCGCUCCAAUGACCAGGGUCGUCAGCAUCACUAUGAUGAAAACGCUCCCAUCGGCCCACGGUCUUCUUACAGGCACGGGGCAAAUGUCAACUAUGACUACUAUUAACACCGCCCACACACACUUUCUCAGUUGUUAGAAAGUAAUGAAUUGUGAUGGAUUUCAUGCCUGCCAACCUCUUCACAGGAAUCCUGCCAGUUUAUCUUGAUUGCAUCCAUCAGUUAAACCCUGCCUGUCUUUCUCCAUUCCAACUAUGCAGCUUUGAAUUAAACUGUUUUAGCCUCGAGUUUGAGCACGGGCCUUUGUUAGAAUUAAAGAUAAAGUCUGUACUGUCUUUGUCCUGUGAUUUUCUUUUUUGUAUCUGCAGCCAUCAAAUAUAAAAGCCCAUCUCAAUAAAUUUCCACAACCUG